Triticum dicoccoides is the source of this 1685-nucleotide messenger RNA. RefSeq lists its product as uncharacterized. Bases 99 to 1364 code for a protein of 421 amino acids. Lineage: Eukaryota; Viridiplantae; Streptophyta; Magnoliopsida; Poales; Poaceae. The transcript has 2 exons. Gene Ontology annotation, molecular function: protein binding. The record is from RefSeq and is a predicted model, not a curated record.
UUCACCCUACAGAGAGAGACGGACGCAGUGCUCUCCUGCUCACAGCCGCCGCCGCCGCAAACACCCAGCUUUCCCACGCCGGAGAGCGGCCAGCCCCGAUGGACUCGCCGCAGAUCCCCGACGAUCUUUUCCCGGAGAUCUUCCUCCGCGUCCCCGACCCAGCCGACCUCGUCCGAAUCUCCGCCGCCUGCGCCUCCUUCCGCAGCCUCGUCGCCUGCCGCUCCUUCCUCCGCCGCUACCGCAAGCGCCACGCCCAGCCCCUCGUCGGCUUCUUCGAUAAUCAGCGAGUCUUCCACCCCGCCGAACCUCCUUACCCCUCCGCUUCGGCCGCCAAAGCCGUCGCCCUCGCCGCCGACUUCUCCUUCCCCUUCCUCCGCGCCCCAGCCAGCGCCUGGCACAUUUUCCAGAUCCGCGACGGUCGUGUCCUCCUCGGCCGGGACCCCUACGACUUCGAGGAGCUGGUGGUGUGCGACCCCUUGCACCGGCGCCACCUCCUGCUGCCCCGAAUCCCUGCACUCGACGAGUGGCUUCCUUCGGCCACGACCGGCGGGAUAGGAUGGCAGAUCUUCCUCCUCGGCGGAGGCGACGACGACGACGAGGAGGCUGCGGAAGAGACUUCUUUCAGAGUGAUAUGGAGGGCAGAGCGUGAAGAUGAUGGUAAUCAGGGCGCCUUCGUCUUCUCUUCCAGCACGGGACAAUGGCGAGCUGCUCCGCCGUUGUCAGGGUUGGCCUCCUUCUCCUGGCGCCAAUAUGUGCAUGGCUGCUUGUACGGGAUGACAGAUUGCCGGGAGAAGCUACGUGUGCUCGACACCCGGACGAUGGAGUUCUCACUCCUCGACCUCCCGCUGGAAGCCAGAGGUUAUGCUUAUGUGUAUGUAGACGUUGUGGAGGCAGGGGAGGGCAUCACUGGGUUGUUUGUGCGACCAAGGGGGACACCUGAAAUCAGAUAUUUCACUAGGCGAAACAGUGGUCUGAGUUCCAGCCAGUGGCAGUUGGAGAAGAUAGUCUCACUGGGUUCUUCUCAAUGGCAGUGGGCGGGUUCACCAAGGCCGAACUUGUUCCUGCGUCACUGCGGAAGCCCAUCGCUUGAUGGUGGCCUUUUCUCACUGGAUAUCAAGACAUUACAGCUUGAGAGGGUGCUUGGAUCAGAGUCUAGCAUGCUUUACCCGUGGCCAUGUACCAACUUUCCACCAUUUCUGUCGACACCAACAGUAUCAAGUGAUACUCAGGAAGGUGAUGAGAAGGAGAUGCCGGAACAAGGUGCUGAGAUGCUGCAAGAUGACGAGCCCACAGGUAGCCUUCACGACGAGCGCACUGCUGAUGACGUGAAUGCUGGAGGCCAGGUCGGUGUAUCAAGGACUUGAAAUGGCGCUGAUUGAGGUUGUUGCUGCGACUGGGCAGUUGACCACAGGUUGAUCAUCAAUACGGUACUGGUAACUUGUGGCUCUGUCUGUCUUUAAUAUGGUUAUCUAACAUCAACAUGGAGUUUAUCUUGUGUGCCUUGAUCUGGCAAUGAUCGGUUCGUCCGUCAAAUGAGGUAGCAAGAGUAUUAGCUUCAUUUGUAUUUUACUAGUUUAAUUAUGACUAUGUGGUUGUGAUCGUGCUGUAUGCCUGCCCCAUGUGGCAUGAAUGGAACCAGUCAGGUACUAUGACUAUGAAAUUAAGGAGGGUAAUGAUCUACUCCA